AUGGAAAAGUCGGGGACCCUGCGGGCGCGCCUGCAGGGGCGCAGCGCGGGCAAACACGCAGCGCACAGGUCUGUGGCGAUCACAAAUCGCAAGGCCUGGGUUGCCGUGGCAGCGGUGGCGGCGGUGGCAGAAGCCGGUCUGGCCUGCCGGCGGGCGCGGAAAAGUCCCACAGUCGAGCUCCGCGAGGACCUUGCCGCGGCAGGCGGGUUUGACGUCUCCGCUGUCUAUCCCAACCAGAAGAAGUUCAGCGCCUUCAGGGAGGCCCCGUGCUCCAGGGUUUACUCUGUGGACGUGUCCCACAUAGGACCUGGGACCUAUGGCUACAAGGAGACCUGCUUCAGCAUCAAGAAGUUGAAGAAGGAGGUGGGCACAGGCUGUGCCAAGGCCCAGGAAGCCACCCGGCUGACACAGCUGCCCCACUUCCAGUACCAGGCCAUGCUGAAAGAGAAGCGGCAGCAGAAGGAAGAGCUGGGGCCUGGCUCCUACAACCCCAACGACUUCUUAGAAGAGUUGUAGGAGAAACGGGACAGCACCCGGGGGCUGCUCAGCUCCGGAGAGUUUCGCUUCCGAGGACUCGUUGGGAGCUACUGUCCAGGCCCUGGAAACCAUGGGGAGAAGGGCAACCCAUACACGAAGCUGGAGGACAGUGCCUGGGGCUGGUCUCAUUCCAAGGGCCUUAUGUGCAGGAUGACAAACAAACCGCCCCCCUUGGCUCAUCAGGGGAGCAGUCUGGCACUGGGCACCUACACUUUCAAAAGUGGCAUCGAGGCGUACCUGGCACGAUCCAUGGGCACCCGUGGCCUCUAUGACACUUUCUCUGGUGACCAAAGCAAGCUUCAGCCUUAUGGACAUUACUCUGUGGAGAAAAAACGGCCCAGGGAACUGAUGAAUUUCAAGAGCUUCGUGGAAGAACUUAACUCAUGUCACAAUAAGAAGCGUGGAGUUUUUUCAAAAGUUCCCCGCAACCCGGAAGCCCCUCCAGAAAGAAUUUAUUGGGCCACACUUAGCCAGUGUCCCCCAAAACUAGCCAUGUCUGGUCCCCAUACGUGGCUUCCUCCAGAGAAGGAAUGCAAACACAUCAACCAACCACCGUUCCUGCUGUCUCCCAAGCGGAUAGGCAUAAAGGCCUCCCCGAUGAUUCUGGGAACCUGGAACCCGGUGGUUGUGGGUCACUACCUCAACACCCAGCUGAUGGAGACAAAGGACCAUCGGCGAUACCGGUCCCUGUUCAUGGGUGGAUCCAAGCACUACCUCUCGGACCCAGUCCAGGACAGGCUCAUGCAGGAAAGAAUCACACCUUUUACUAGGGGGAAGUGCCCUCCAACUGUGGAUUACAAUUCAGAUCCUAUUCCUUAA
This is a messenger RNA of Delphinapterus leucas (beluga whale), 1356 nucleotides long. Lineage: Eukaryota; Metazoa; Chordata; Mammalia; Artiodactyla; Monodontidae. The record is from RefSeq and is a predicted model, not a curated record.